Leptidea sinapis is the source of this 1773-nucleotide messenger RNA. RefSeq lists its product as uncharacterized. The record is from RefSeq and is a predicted model, not a curated record. The transcript is spliced from 2 exons. The coding region runs from base 162 to 1745 and encodes 527 amino acids. Gene Ontology annotation, cellular component: preribosome, large subunit precursor; Las1 complex. Gene Ontology annotation, biological process: maturation of 5.8S rRNA; maturation of LSU-rRNA. Gene Ontology annotation, molecular function: endonuclease activity. Lineage: Eukaryota; Metazoa; Arthropoda; Insecta; Lepidoptera; Pieridae.
AAAGCACGUGGUGGGUGGUACGUUAAGGAAUUAGGAAUAUUCAAUAGGUACCGAUUAUUUAUAAAUGUUGAAAAUGAUUUAAUGAAUAUUCUUUACAUAUCUGUUUAUAAAUUAGGAAGAUUAAAGCAUUUUUUUAGAUGAUCAAUUAAAUUUUAUUGACCAUGUUGCAAUCUUAUCAUAUUGUACCUUGGUUUAGUUCAAAUGAGUGGUUAAAAGUAUACGAAAAGUUAUUUUCUGAAAAUGCAACUUACCAAAGUAAACACGGAGCCUUACAAUAUUUAUUGAUUUGGAAGGCAAGGAGUCCUUCAUUACCGGCAGGAGUGGAAUCGACUAUAUCUCUUUUAGAGGUUGACAUUCAAGAUUGUAACAACGGCUCUGAAAAUAAUGCACAACUACUAAGAAUGGCAUAUUCAACUGCAAUAAUGCGGUUUGUUAAUCACAUGCUUGACGAAGAAUCAGCUAAAGUAAACAGUCUAUACAAAGCCGCUAAAAAUUGUGGCUUGCCCGAUUGGAUUGUUGAUUUGCGUCAUGAAACAGCACAUAGUAAUAAUCUACCUUCUUUGGAUUUAUUAAGAGAAGCAACUUUUAUCAGCUUAGAAUGGUUAAGGAUCAAUUAUUGGGCUAAACAUAAAGAAGUAAUAAGUGAUUGUUCGGUGAACAAGACACUUAUAAGGAAUGUGAAGCCUAGUGAUAAAAUAAAUGCCUUGCUUAAUUUUUGUAUGUCACUCAGCUUCAGUGCUCAUCCUAAAUGCAGAAUCAAAAAUAUUGGAAAUAUUCCUAAUGAUUUGAGAGAAAGCUUAAUUGCAGAUGCAUAUGAGGUAUUCGGAGAUAAGGUGGACUUAUCAAACUUGAAAAAAGUUUAUCUGACUACUCUUAUCAAUCAUACAAUAUCAUAUGCGAAAAAAUUGCUAAAAAAUUGUGAAUCUUCUGAAAUUAACAGUAUACUAUUAGGCAAUGAUUCAAUAUUUUUAUCAAAUGAAUUGUGUGAGCUCAUGACUAAAAGCCCAAAUAAUAAAGGUCUGGAUAGUAACUAUGUUAAAGGUUUUGAAUUUCUGCUGAAGUUCCUCAGUUUAAAUGGCUAUUUGGUGGAUUUUACAAUGGCGUUGGUGAGGAUUACAGAGGAUGAUAUAAAUAUUGCGGAAAGAAAGAAGCUUGCUGCUUUGUGGAUUCAAGAAAUAUUAAAAACACUCAGAAAACAGCAGCAAUUUUUUGAAAGAGCUGUUUCCAGUGAAAUUGACCUCCAAGACAGAAAUAGUAAGGAAUUACUGAACCUCUACUUCCAUUGGUAUCCAAAUGAUAAACGUCAUCUUUUACUGGACUUAAGCCAACCUGUGCCACAGCAAUUUACCAAUAUGAAGUUCCUUCAACCAAUUAUAUCCACUUAUAAUCCAUACCUUAAAUAUUUUAUAAAAGACUUUCUGCUUCUAAUCAGACCUGAAUUACCAAGUCAUAUUGUAGACAAGAUUUGUACAUUAGCUGAAUUGAUAGGAUCGCCAGAGAAGUUUCCUGUUGAAUCUUCUAAAAUAUAUACAGUUGAUGAUUUGCAAAAGAAACAGAAUACAGAUAGUAUAGACAUUGUACAUGUUGAAAGUGGAGAAUGUUUUGUAAUUGAUAAAACAAAUUCACAUUUGACUGCUUUUGGAUUGUGGAAGAAAAGUUCAGAGGUCUACAAUUGGUCCAGUUGCCCUAUUGGACUCCUGCCAUGGCAACAAAUGAGCCAAAUAACAAUGGAUUUUGACCGAUGAUGGUUCAAAUAAUACUAAUAUUUUCACA